Messenger RNA from Grosmannia clavigera kw1407, 678 nucleotides. Its product is annotated as alpha-ketoglutarate-dependent taurine dioxygenase. The coding region runs from base 1 to 678 and encodes 225 amino acids. Gene Ontology annotation, molecular function: 2-oxoglutarate-dependent dioxygenase activity. NCBI's taxonomy places the organism in Eukaryota, Fungi, Ascomycota, Sordariomycetes, Ophiostomatales, Ophiostomataceae. The transcript has 5 exons. Gene Ontology annotation, cellular component: cytoplasm. The record is from RefSeq and is a predicted model, not a curated record.
AUGAUCGCAAAAGCCCCCGAAUCGCCCAGGACAAAUGCUCCUUUGUAUCCCGACUACCUUCGCCCCCUCCACAAGCACGGCUGGAUGCCGCAUCCCAAAAACGGCCCCGUCGAGUUCGUCAUCGUCUACGACUCGCGCGAAGAUCUUCGUGUGCGCAAGUCUUGGGCCCGCAAGAGCCCAAUCCAGUUCCACGUCGACCAGUCACCCGAGGCCCAGCCGCCUGGUCUGACCUUUUUCUGCAUGCUCGAAUCGCCUCCUGGAGCCGGUGGUGACACUAUCAUCUCCAGUAUGAACCGUGCCUACGACCAACUCUCCCCGUCCUUCCGCAAGCGCCUCGAGGGCCUCACGGCUUUGCACACGACGGCCAACCCGAUCUUGCGCGAGAUCCGCGACAACGGUGACCUGGCCGUCCUGCGUCGCCCCAUCACCAAGGCCGUCCACCCCGUCGUUACGGUCCAUCCCGUCACCGGCCGCAAGGCCCUUUUCGUCAACUCGUCCUACACCCAACGCAUCACAGGAUGGGACGAAGAGGAGUCCGACAUGCUGCUACGCUUUCUCUUCGACCAUAUCAACCGCGAUCAGGACUUUGCCUGCCGCGUACGCUACGAGCCCGGCACGAUUGUCGUCUGGGACCACUGGACUACGAGUCCGGCGAACGUCGCCAUGCCUUCCGGCUGA